UGAGCACGACCUGCCGAUUUGCCACAUCUGGACUGGAGACGCUUCCUAACACGAGAAACUUCAACUUUUUUGCGUUGACUCUGCGCAAAAACAUAACAAUCACUCAGGCGGUUUUGCGAAUUUUCUGUCCGUUAAGGUGAUUUCUCUGUUCUCUCGAUAGUAAGUAGAGAUUCUUGAGUCUAAGCUGGUGUUUCUUUCUCCUCUUAGUAAACAGAGCCCCGUUUGGGAGUUUCAUACAUUCAGUUUUCUGUUAGAGUGCAACGCUUUUAAUUAGAGCUCUACACGUUUUCUGCAAAUAACACAUGAUUUGGAUCAUUUUGGGAGGGAGGAAACGAAGGGAAGCGAGGCGCAGACGUACAUCUGUUGAGUCUAAACACGCAGAUUAAACACAUUUAUACUAAUAGUUUUAAAUUUCACUCUUUGCUCCUGUCAUAACAUCGUUAAUAUUUACUUAAAAAAAAAAAAAAAAAGUAAAGCCUGUCUGUGAUUACUACGCUGAAUGAAAGCGUUCAUGGUGACAUGAGUCAAAGGGAGCGAAGUUGUGAAAUACUGCAGACACUGGUGAUGGAGUGACACAAUUGGAGCUUUUUUAAAUUCUAUUUAUUUAUUUAUUUAUUUAUUUAUAUUUGUGUCUGAUCCGGGAGAGCAAACUGGAAGAAACCAGAAGGCACAGAGCUCCAUACUGAAGUGUUUAACUUAGUCUGCGGGUACAUUUAAAAAGACCUAAAAAUACAGCGUUGGUUUCUUUCCUACAAAGAAUCAUUUGAACUUCCCACCGCAGAGAGAGCGAGCGACAUAAAUAGUUCUGACAUGUGGAUGUAAUUUCUGAAGAGAAAAAAAGCUAAGAAAAAAGACAGAUGCGGAGACCAUAUAGUAGAUUAUAGGAAAUUAAAUCGAAGGCAGAGCGGACGAUUACAGAGUUAUGAUUUCAUAAGCCGCCAGGAGCGUCCACGGGCCAGAUGGAGUGAAAAGACGCAUCACGCUCCACUUUGAAGAGAGUUAAGAAGAUUAAAUAAUUGCUUUUCGAGCUUCAUCAGCUGCUUGUUUGAAGGACUCUCACUUUUGGAGGCAGAGUUGCCUUAGGGCCAGGGAUGGGAUCUUCUCUGCAGCUCCAUAAUCUGGACUUUCUUCUCAUCUCACUCCUCAGCAGUCUGUGCCUGGUUAAUGCAGAUGAUGUGCUGACAACAGACGAGCAAAUUGGCCUGUUGCUCAUGGCUAAAAGAAAAUGUGAGGAAAACAUCAAGUUAAGGAGAAAGGUACCUGAUGGCUUUUGUUCCCCUGAGUGGGAUGGCAUUGUGUGCUGGCCUGAAGGACCUCCUGGAAACCUUGUGUCCACAUCAUGUCCAGACUAUAUUUAUGACUUCAACCAUAUAGGACUGGCAUACCGUCGGUGUGACAACAAUGGAACGUGGGAGCUUGCCUCAGUCAACAAAACAUGGGCCAAUUAUAGUGAAUGUGCAAAAUUCCUUUACAUUAACAACUAUAACCAUGAAAAGGAGGUUUUCCACCGUUUGUACAUCAUCUAUACUGUUGGGUACUCCAUCUCUUUUGGAUCACUUAUGGUGGCUGUUGUCAUCCUAGGAUAUUUUCGGCGGUUGCACUGCACCAGAAACUACAUCCACAUGCACUUAUUUGUGUCCUACAUGCUACGAGCUACCAGCAUAUUUGUGAAAGAUAUAGUCCUCUACUCUGGAUCUGAUUUAGAGAACAUGGAGAGAGUCACAGUGGAGGACCUCAAGUCCAUUACUGAAGCCCCACCUGCCAGCAAACCACAGUUUAUUACCUGCAAGGUGGUGGUGACCUUGUUCAUGUACUUUCUGGCGACAAAUUACUACUGGAUCCUUGUGGAAGGUCUUUACCUGCACAGUCUCAUUUUUAUGACUUUUUUCUCGGACAAAAAGUAUCUUUGGGGAUUUACACUGAUUGGAUGGGGAGUACCAGCUGUGUUUGUGAUCAUCUGGGCCUGUGUGAGAGCCACGCUGUCCGACACAGAGUGUUGGGAUAUAAGUGCAGGCAAUUUGAAAUGGAUAUAUCAAGUGCCUAUCCUGGUGGCCGUGGUGAUUAAUUUUGUAUUAUUUUUGAACAUCAUCAGAGUCUUGGCGACAAAACUACGAGAAACAAAUGCUGGGAGAUGUGACACCAGACAACAGUACAGAAAACUCUUGAAGUCUACACUGGUGCUGAUGCCACUGUUCGGCGUCCACUACAUCAUAUUUAAUGCCAUGCCAUACACAGAGGUCUCUGGAAUACCGUGGUUGAUACAGAUGCACUAUGAGAUGCUUUUCAACUCCUGCCAGGGUUUCUUGGUUGCAAUCAUAUACUGUUUUUGCAACGGAGAGGUGCAAGCUGAGAUCAAAAAGUCAUGGAGCAGAAGAACCUUGGCCCUUGACUUCAAGAGAAAAGCUCGAAGUGGGAGUAAUACUUACAGCUAUGGCCCAAUGGUAUCACACACUAGCGUAACCAAUGUAACUGCCAGAGGACCCCUGGCUCUCCAUCUCACCACGAGGUUGGGGCCGGUGCCUGUAAACGGCCACAGGAACCUUCCUGGGUAUGUAAAGAACGGCUCAGUCUCAGAGAACUCUGUGCCUUCCUCAGGACAGGAACUCCACAUCCCUGAAGAGGAGCAGUCCACAAAUACACGGCCGAGUGAGGAAGAGAAACCCACACCUGUAGUGCAGGAGGAGAGGGAGACAGUCAUGUGACCUCCAGCAGACAGCUUAUAUAGCGAUGAAAAAAAAAGAAAGACAAAUAAUAAUAAACACUCUGAGGAUGGUCUGAUGGAGGUGACUGCAUGAAUCAACAGUACCGUUUUUUCCUCCUGUAAACUGAGACAGAAUAUUGCAAACUGAUGAGGCUCAAGGAAAAAAAGAAGGAUCUAUUGCUUUUCCAAUCUUAUCCAAGAGAUCAAGACACCACGUUCGUUAAAGCAGAUCGUCUUUACUCUUUUAUUCACCAUCUGCCGCAGAGAAUCUGUAAACGCCUAAAACAUGCUGAAGUAUUUAACUUUGAUUUCACUGCCAUGACUGUUUUUAUAUAGUAUUCUGUUUGCUUAUGAGGCAAAUGUUUGGUUUUUUGUGUAAAUUCAUAUGGUUGAUGAGAGAUCAGCCUUACUUACUUACUUCCUGAACAUUAAAACUGGGGAAAUCUUCUCUACAAAUUUUUACUUAUGUAAAAAAGUCAGAAAUUGUACAAUUUUUAAGGCAUCCGUUCUUGUUUGUAACAUGGGUCAUAUUUGUUCCGUAUUGACUUACAUCUGUGUCAAUGUAAAAGGGAUGUUACUCAGGUAAUUGAAGUCCUUUGUUGUCGCACACCUAUUUUUAAAUUUUCCAAAUGGCGUUUCAGCAAAUUCUACAUUUCUAGAAUUCAAGCUUUAUAAAGAUAUGGUUUCUUUGUCUUUUUAUUUGUUAUAAGGUUUCUGCUGUUUUGAUUGACAUAUCAGUUUUCCCACGAAUUAGAAGGAAUAGAAAGGAUUGAAAUGAAUGUAUAAGUUCCCAAAUUUUCAGUUUAAAAAAUGUGGUCACUCUAUAUAAUGUAGCCAGUACAUUCUAGGAGCUUUCAGUGAAUUUUCCAGGUUUUUCCUUGAAUUGUUAUGGAACAUAGCAGUCAUUGUUCUGGAACCGACAUUGGAGUGCUUUCCGGGUGCUAAUUUUUCUGUAAUUAUCAUGGAAUUUAUCUGUGACAUUUAUGUAACCUAUAUUUAACUUUCCUGUAACUUUAAUAGUACUUGCCAGAUACCUUCCAGAAACUUUCUAUGAACGUCCAUGAAACUUACUGGGUACAUAAAGAAACUGGAUUGGGUUAUAAAGUUACUUAUAAUGAAGUACUUACGGAAACGUUGAUUAAAAUUACUGUGUACUUUAGGACUUUGCUGCAUUAUGAAGUGACUAAAAUAGUUUCCUGGCUUCCAUUUGGUUUCAUGGUACUUACUAGGUAUUUUCCUGGAACUUAGGUGUGAUGUUAAUAUAAUGUGAGAGUUACUUAUCACAGAUAUAUUUCUUGAAAGCUGCAUGAAAGUUGCAUUUAAGCUCUAUAAGUUCCAUUAAAUUUAUAAUAAAGUACCUUGUAACUUUAAUUAAAACACCAGGAGAGUAAGGUUUCUAUUGAAAAAGUUUAGUGGAUACCAAAGUAAGAAUAUAGCUAUGAAGGCCAUCAAGUGCAGUUUGGAGUAAAGAGAACAUAAAUAUUGAUGGUGUGAGUUGUUUUUAUAAAGUUUUUACUAUAUUAGACCCCCUUUCAAAAACACAGAUGGAAUCAGGAAGCCUUAUUUUCCAGUGGAGUAAAAGUUAUAUCUGUAAGAUUACAAUCCUCCAGAAUUCAAAGGACAUUUAUGCUGGAUACAAAGAGAAAGAUAAUUGAUUUUCAUCAAAGGUCCAGUACUGUGCUGCUUCAUUUUGUUCAUAUACAAGUCACAGUGUUUACAGAUCAAAAGUACAUUCUAAUUUUGAGUUAAUCAUUGCAGUACCUUAUUUUUGUACUGUAUUUUAGCUCAUCUGUUAGUUUCAAGAUUGCCAGCAUUGUUUGUAGAGAGUCCAAACAGAGCUGGUGUAUUUAUUACAGAAAUUCAUGCAGUUAUUUUCUGACACAUUCCACAACACAUUAAACUCUAAUUAACUGGCAUAGCUGACAGUGUGGGGCAUGUUACUUGUUUUACCAAAGACAAAAGGCAUGGUAUUCAUUAAAAACAUGGUACACUUCUUCAUAUUUUUAUAAUAACACCAAACAUUUUGUUUAUUGUAACAAAUUCUCCUGAAAAUAUAGUGAAAUGAAAAAAAACCUACCUGUUCCAUUAGUUAUAAAGAUAUUGUUUUUUAAAUUAGGAUCUGAAAUGUAUGUCCAUCAAAUCAGAUUUUUCCUUUAAUAUCAACUCUUGUGAUCCGAGCUCAUUUUUAUAGUUUCAGGACACACCACCAUUACUGCCAUAUUUUACGUUCUACAAAACUACAUUAGAAUCUAAUAUUAUUUCCUAAUUUCUUCGUUUGUCAGCACCUCUGUUGUUAAAUGAAAUUUCAUUGCACACUAGUAGAGAAUUUACAAAUAAAUUCACAAGAAAAAGACAAAACAAUUGUCUUUUCAAAGUUUAUGCACAUUUUUUCAAUUUUUUUCAUAAAAAAAAAUAUUUUGAGUUUUAACAAACAGUUUUAGUCAGAGAGACUCUGAUAGGUUCAAGAUUUCCAUACUGUAUUGAGGGACAGAGAAACAUAAUUUUCUAGGGUUUUACAGUAUUAUUCACAACACCACCAGCAUUGUGGAAAUGUAAAAAUAUUUCCACCUUAUUUCUUCCAUCUGUCGCAACUACAACAGAAGGUUUAGUAGAUCUAAAACACCUGAUUGAUCUAAUGGGACAAGAAAGUGUCAGCUCCUAUAAGCCAUGGGAAAAUGACACUUAAUAUCACUUAUAUUUAUAUAUAUAUAUAUAUUUUCAAUUUCAAAGUGGAUAUUGUUUACAUAAAAUAUGUAAACAUAAAUUUGAUUAUUGUUUAAAUCCUUUGUGUAAAAAGGUCCAUAAGAUUUAGAGUACAUUUACAAAAACAAUACUUGUUUUUAUUUAUGCACUUUAUUUUCCGUUUCUACAACAUUUUGUUCUGUUUUUCUUUUCCCUCAUACAAUGAUUGUGUUUCAGAAUUUGCAGGCCAAUUUUCAAAGAGCUAAUGUAACUGUUUUAAAUACCUCUUAUGGAGGUAAAAAGUGUGUUUGAUGUCAUUUAUUUAUGCUAAAAUGUACUCAGUGGAAGUGGCAUUAGUUUUCAAGCCUUGUGUAAAGCUAUAGUAUUUUGGCAGUAUUUGCUUGGACACAUCCCUCCCUCUCUUCGGUCUGCUGUAAUGAAGGCAUUUGUAGAUAUGAGUGUAAAUAUUAUAAAACAAUAAAUCUGUAAUUUUACUAUU
Girardinichthys multiradiatus is the source of this 5882-nucleotide messenger RNA. RefSeq names its product parathyroid hormone 1 receptor (gene pth1r). Gene Ontology annotation, cellular component: plasma membrane. Gene Ontology annotation, molecular function: parathyroid hormone receptor activity; G protein-coupled peptide receptor activity; peptide hormone binding. Gene Ontology annotation, biological process: adenylate cyclase-activating G protein-coupled receptor signaling pathway; intracellular calcium ion homeostasis; cell surface receptor signaling pathway. The record is from RefSeq and is a predicted model, not a curated record. Bases 1092 to 2702 code for a protein of 536 amino acids. Lineage: Eukaryota; Metazoa; Chordata; Actinopteri; Cyprinodontiformes; Goodeidae. The transcript is spliced from 13 exons.